This is a messenger RNA of Chelmon rostratus (copperband butterflyfish), 4563 nucleotides long. RefSeq names its product integrin, beta 8 (gene itgb8). The transcript has 16 exons. Gene Ontology annotation, biological process: cell migration; integrin-mediated signaling pathway; cell adhesion mediated by integrin. Lineage: Eukaryota; Metazoa; Chordata; Actinopteri; Chaetodontiformes; Chaetodontidae. Gene Ontology annotation, cellular component: cell surface; integrin complex; focal adhesion. The coding region runs from base 494 to 2905 and encodes 803 amino acids. Gene Ontology annotation, molecular function: integrin binding. The record is from RefSeq and is a predicted model, not a curated record.
AUGUUGGCGCGCACCGGCUGAACGCAGCGCUGUCCCGGCGGUGCUCGUGUGCGUGUGUCUGCGUGUGCGCGUGUGCGUAUACGUGUGUGUGUGUAACUCGCCUCCGCUCUGUCCCGGGAUGAGACUUGACCAUCAGCUGUGAGACGGGGUCCAUUAUUGGGAGCGGGGACACGUCGCACACACCUGCGGAUGGAUGGAAAUAGAUGGAGGAACUUGCGCCGCAGCCGCCGUCGCCGCACUCGACCGAUUGCUUCACCUCCUCUCGUGGUCCACGGGGGAGCGCGCUUGUAAGCUGAUUUAACCCGGGGGAUGUGAAUACCUCUCCGGGAUUAGAAGGUUAUUGGGUGAACGACAAUGCCCCGCGGCUCGAUCCGGCACUCCCGGCUAUUGUUCGUGCGGCGGCGGACGCACGGUGCCCGGUCUCCCCCGGUUCAUCUCCAGCGGCUGUAGCUGCCCCUGCGCCUCGUCGAGCUCCCGGUGUGGAUAGGAUAAUAUGACUUCCUGGCUGCGCACGUACGGCAGCGUCCCUCUGUGUCUCCUGCUCUGCUGCUUGGUGGUCGCGGUCUGCGCACAAGCCUCCGGUGCCGGUGACAGUGUGUGUUGGUCUCCUAGUAUCACUUCUUGCACAGAGUGUCUCAGCCGUGGACCACAGUGUGCCUGGUGCUUCAAAGAGGACUUUCUGGAUGGGGCAGGCCCGAGCCAGCGUUGCGACCUGCCAGUGAAGCUGCUCAGGAGAGGCUGCGAAGCGGAGUUCAUGGAGCAGUCAGAGAUCAAGGUGGAGGUCAACGCCACCAUCAGCAGCACGCAAGUGUCCCCACGAGACAUCAGCAUCACCCUCAGACCAGGUUCAAAGGCCAGCCUCGUUGUGGCCGUGAAGCAGCUGGAGCGUUAUCCUGUGGAUCUGUAUUACUUGGUUGAUGUGUCGGCGUCUAUGCAGGAAAACCUUGAUCAUCUGAAGACAGUGGGCGUAGCUCUGUCUCUUCGCAUGACGGAGCACUCCUCAGACCUUUGGCUGGGUUUCGGCUCCUUUGUGGACAAACCCGUCUCCCCUUACAUCAACGUCCAUCCCUCCAAGAUCAACAACCCCUGCAGUGACUAUGAGAUCCGCUGUCGUCCAGCCCACGGCUUCCACCACGUCCUGAGCAUGACGGGCAACAUGAGCGAGUUCACGCGUGUGAUCAAACGCCAGCGCAUCUCCGGAAACAUGGACACACCUGAGGGAGGACUGGAUGCCAUGCUGCAAGCUGCCGUAUGCCAGAGAGCAGUGGGUUGGAGACCCGAGGCCAAGCGUCUGUUGCUCCUGAUGACCGACCAGCCGUCUCACCUGGCGCUGGACAGCCGGCUGGCAGGGAUUGUCACGCCACACGACGGCCUGUGUCACCUGGAAAACAGCGUCUACACGGGGAGCACUAGGCUGGACCACCCCAGCGUGGGUCAGCUGUCUGAUAAGCUGCUGGAAAACCACAUCUACUCCAUCUUCGCUGUGGAGAAGCAGCAGUACCAGUGGUACGAGGAGCUGGUCCGCCUGCUGCCCGGCUCCUACCUGGGAAAGUUAGGCCUCUUCCAGGCUCCAAACCUUAUAGAGCUGGUGGUGGACGCAUACAAGAGGUUGUUGUCGGAGGUGGAGGUGUCCGUGUCAGUGGAGGACAAGGCAGUCAGCAGGUACUGGGUGUCUGUGUCUCCUCUGUGUCCUGAUGGAGCCACUGCGAAGGGGCAGAGCUGCUCGGGGGUGCAGCCCAACCAGACGGUCUACUUCAACAUCACCAUCGGCCUGCACUCUUGUCCCGAUGAUGGUGAAGAUGAAGAUGUAACAGUGUUGGUUCACCCUGUGGGCUACAACGAAUCCACCGUGGUUAGGAUCCACUCUAAAUGUCGCUGCAGUUGCGGACCAACAAAGCGCUGCAAUGAUGACAGCCAGUCGGCGUGCAGCGGCACACCAGACAGCCCCAGUCAGGAGCAGGGGCUGGAUCAGGGACUAAUCAAGGACUCAGACAGAGAUUCAAACUGGAAUUGCAGAGCAGCUGGGUCUGAUGUGGACUGCAGUGGUCGGGGAGUGUGUGAGUGUGGGAGGUGUGUGUGUGAGCAGAGCAAGCUUGGGGCGGUGUAUGGGAAGUACUGCGAGAUAGACGACUUCUCCUGCCUGUACGAAGGGGGGCUGCUCUGCGGAGGGCGGGGUGAGUGUGUGUCAGGUGAGUGCGUGUGCGAGCAUGGUUGGACAGGUGAUAGCUGUGGCUGUCCCGUCUCCACAGCAACCUGCCAAUCCGCCAACGGCUUGCUCUGCAGCGGGAGGGGCAGUUGUGUGUGCGGCAAGUGUGUGUGUGACGACCCCCGGCACUCUGGAGACUUCUGUGAGAGAUGCCCCGCUUGCCAGAGCACCUGCCAAUCAUACUGGAAGUGUGUGGACUGCCACCUGUCUCACGGCCUCACACAAAAAGAGGGAGGGCGCUGCAACAACACCUGCGCCCCACUGGUGGGCUACAUGGAUGAUGUGUCAGGUCAAGCAGGCGAGAUGUGGAUUCAGUGUAUGUACAUCAGUAACGACAGCUGUCGCUAUCGCUUUCAAACAAGCUCACAGUCCGGUCAGACCCAGCUUCACAUUAGCACCAGACCAGAGUGCGCCAGCAGCAGUCGGAUGGUAGGAACAUUCCUGAGUGUGUGUGCUCUGACGGUGCUGUGCGGCCUUGUGGUGGUGGCCGUGUCCCGGCUGCUGCUGCAGAAGAGAGUCAGGUCACCAGGGGGCACUGCUGAAGACGGAGGCUAUCACUGCACUGGAAAGGACCUGUCAUACAUCCCCACGACCAAUGAGAAGACAGUCACCUACAGGAGGGACCGUCCGCCUGAGCGCCCAGUGGAAAUGCACAUCCAAGUUCCCAAGAUGCCCCUUGGUGACCCCUGGCAGUACUAGACAGAGGUCAAAGGUCAAGGUCAGAAGGAAGUUAGAAGAGACAAAUUGAAGGACAGUCGACUAAAGGCUUCUUUUCUGCCUCUUAACCUUCAUAAAAUGUUCACCAGCUGUAUCUGGAGACUCUGAUACUGGUAAACUUAACUAUGAAACCUCCAUGGGAUUACAUUUGUAAAAUGACCCAACCAAACUCAAACAGGCUGUGUGACUAAUGUGGCCAGUACCCUGGAAAUGGAGACAAAACAAAGAGCACAAAGUCCCCCACCUCUUCUUCCUUAGUAGCAGCAGGGAGGCUGCUUCUUCCAGGGUAAAGGGUGAUCAUUCCUCGCUUUUUAGCCAUACAGCAAUUACUGCUCUAACUUAUGGGCGUGUGUGUGUGUGUGUGUGUGUGAGAGAGAGAGAGAGAGAGAGAGAGAGAGUGCAGUGCAGGUACAAGCAUUCCUGCUCUAUCUAGGCUUUCUAUUUAUGAUUUUAUAGUAAAAACACUACAGGUUUUAGGUUUAUGUGAUUGUGUGACACUCCAACUGUGCUAACUCCCUGUCUUAGUCUGCCCCCCUGUGGCCAGCUUCAGGUAUGGCAAGUUUUUCUCCAUUACUGACCUCAGCUGUAUUCCCUUUGGAUUUAAUUCUUGAAGCAUGCCAAUGACUCUGAAUGCCUUUUUAUUUUUGCUUUCUAAGUUGAUCACAUUUCCAUUCAUUUGUGGCGUCUUCGAGUGUUUUUCAUUUCUUUGUUGCAUUUUGUUUUUGUUAACCGAUGAACUGUGUUGCAAAUUAUUGUUAUUUUAUGGCAUUUUACCAUCGUGAUAAGUGAGAAUAUAGUUUCAUAUGAUUGUCAGUUAAUCUGAUUAGACUUGCACUAGAACAACUGUUUUGCAUUAUACUACUGAAAACUGAGGGGCGCAGGAGAGCUGUACUGGUGGUCUUGAAACGAUCGGUUGCUAUAUGUUGGGCAUUAGAGGGCAUCGACGCAUUAAGAGCAUCUGAAGCUAAUGUAACAAAUCUCACAACACUGGAAUAACAAUAGACUGAAAAUUCAUAUAUAAAAAUGAGAAAUACUGAUCAUUACCCUGCAACUGAAUCAUCGAACACCUGUGGCCUCUACAACAGAGAGAGAACCAGAACUCUGUCUGCAUGUAUCUGCUAAUCAUCCCAGAGCCAUUACUACCCAGACUGACAAGUUCAGACUCUGAGAGCAGCUCCUGUACAAAGGUACAAGUCAGCUGUGAAGGUACUGAGAUCAGGGGUGGAGAUCCACCUCAUACAGUGCCAGUUGCAUGGCAUCUUGUUAGACUUUUGCUUGCCCAAACCUGUUCCUCUUUUUGAACUGUACUUAACACAAUAUUGUUUACAGCAAUACCUGCUCUAUUUUACUGUGAGUCAGGAACACUAAUUAUUAUUUAUUGUGAUUUUUUUCCCUUUGUAUUUAUGUUAAUUGUUCUAUUUUAUGAUAAGGCUACUUGAGUUACAGGUAGUGAGUACUGUUUGUGUUCAUGAGGAGCGGUCUCUAUCUCUAAUCAUGAGAAUAACUCAGCAAUAAGGUAAUAAUCAUCUCAUCGAACCGGACACUGAGUUCGGGGUAACAACAGCACUUUUCUGUGUAGUUUUGCUGCCAAUUAAUGUGACUAGUUGUGUAGCAUGAAUAUUUUCAUCAAAAUAAAAUGU